AUGGUUUCCAACCCAGUCCAAGAGAUCCACCCGGCGUCUACAGUAGUAGACCAGGACGAGCUCCAGAUUCCAGUAAGCGGUGACCUCAUCGACUUUGGUCUGUUCUUCACGGGGACACCAUCCGAUAAACAUGCCGUUGCGCUCUCUAUCACCGCGGCAUUCAAGACAUCCGGCUUCCUCUAUCUGAAAGCGCAUGGAAUCCCGCCAUCCGUCGUGUCCCGGGUAUUUGCAUCAUCGGCUCAAUUCUUUGCACGACCGCAGAAGCAGAAAGACGCGCUGGGCUGGACGACUCCACAGUCGAACCGUGGAUACACUGCUAUCGGACGGGAGAAGUUGACCACCGUCGAAGAAACCGAUAGCGAUACCCUGCGCGCUUCGGCACCGGACAUCAAAGAAACCAUGGAGAUCGGCCGUGACGGGGUGGAGGACCGACCUAACCACUGGCCAGAUUCAUUAGAUGAGGAAGGCAAGGACUUCAAAGAGACUAUGCAAUCGUUCUUCGAAAUGGGACAGAACCUGCACAAGCAUAUCAUGCAAGCUAUUGCAUUGGGAUUGAAUCUCCCAGAACAUUUCUUCGAUGAAUACAUCGACACCGCCAAUAAUACCCUCCGACUUCUCCAUUAUCCACCAGUCAAGCAAGACGUGUUCAAAAAUAACCCUAACCAAGUGCGAGCCGGUGAACACAGUGAUUACGGCUCGAUCACUCUCCUUUUUCAGGACAGACAUGGAGGUCUGCAAGUGCGCAGCCCGAGCGGAACAUUCGUGGACGCAACUCCGAUUGCCGAUACCAUUGUUGUGAAUGCCGGAGAUCUGCUAGCUCGGUGGUCGAAUGAUACUAUCAAGAGUACCCGUCACCGGGUGAUCCAACCCCCCAAAUCCGGGCUUGAGGGUCCAGACGACAUCCUGGGGGUAUACCCUGCGCGUUACAGCGUUGCAUACUUCUGUAACCCAGACGAUGACAAGUUGAUCGAAGCAUUACCAGGUACCUUUGGUGAGGAUGCCCACGUUGACAAGAAGUAUUCCGGUAUCACGGCAGGCGUCUAUUUGAUUCAGAGAUUGACAGCGACUCAUUGA
Molecule: messenger RNA, 1074 nt
Organism: Penicillium salamii
Lineage: Eukaryota; Fungi; Ascomycota; Eurotiomycetes; Eurotiales; Aspergillaceae
Source: the annotation of a GenBank genome assembly